Molecule: messenger RNA, 471 nt
Organism: Symbiodinium sp. CCMP2456
Lineage: Eukaryota; Dinophyceae; Suessiales; Symbiodiniaceae
Source: the annotation of a GenBank genome assembly
AUGGAUCUGCCGAGACCUAUCGUCAUGGACUCUGAAGGAGAUGGAUUGAAGACAGGCCGCGCCCUGCUCGGGCGCCUUUUGCUUGUGGGCAGCGCCCUCACACCGGAGGGCCUACUCAAUCUGGGUUGGACGGCUUCUGAGUUUGCCAGGCCUUUGGCUUCCCUGUCGUCAGAGCCGAUUGAUUUGAAGGGCCACUCGAGAUGCCAGAAAGUGAAGAGCCCUCUGAGACCAAAGCGUGUCCAUUUCCAGGAACCCGAUAUCAUCGAGGUGCCCAGCUGGAAGGAUGAGACGCGCCAGAUGCACUACAGGGCACAACCUUCCGAGGAGGAUCUCCUGGAAGAGUCUGUGAAGCUCUUGCUGCGGACCGCGAAGCGUUUCCUCUCUUCACGUGUCGCAUUUGCAGCUGCCUCUGCAGCUGCGAUGACCGGCAUGGUUGCAGUUGGAGUUGUCAACACAAUGCAGCAGCUUUGA